Messenger RNA from Entamoeba dispar SAW760, 396 nucleotides. RefSeq lists its product as uncharacterized. The record is from RefSeq and is a predicted model, not a curated record. Lineage: Eukaryota; Evosea; Mastigamoebida; Endamoebidae. The coding region runs from base 1 to 396 and encodes 131 amino acids. The transcript has 2 exons.
AUGUUUAUUUUAUACUAUUUAUCUUUCAAAUAUAUUGAUGUGUUAAUAUUCUUGUUUCUUAUUUAUUUAGUAUUUCUAUUUUUCUUUUCUUAUUUCAAUUCUUAUUAUUAUACUUUACUUUUUAUUUAUAUUUAUUAUUUAUUACUGCUAUAUGUUAAUGAUUAUUUCUGUCUUUUACUUUCAUUUUUAUCUUAUAUAUCUCUUCUUCUUAUUUUUUUGAACUACUUCUUGUUUAUUACUCCCAUCAGAGUGUUGCUUGUGAUUGUAUUCUCACUUGUGCUUUCUGAACUACUCAUUUUAUUUUCUAUUCUUUUUUAUUUUUAUCCUUAUUUUCUUAUGUUUAUUCUUUCUUAUAAAUUUUACUAUUUGUUAAAUCUAUACCACCUGUUAAUUUGA